AUGGCACAGCUGCUCACUUCUGAGCUCACCGCGCUUGGUGCCGAGGCUCGACGGAAGCAUCCUGAUAUCAAGCAGGCCACCGACAGCGCGCUGACGAGGCUCAGGUCUGAUACAGAUGUCUUCCUUGCCUCGCUGCGGAACGAUGAGAGUCCACCGUUGGAUCAUCCUCUGCUCAAGCCCAUCCUGUUGAGCUGCGAAACCAAAUUGCCAAAGCUCAUCUCGCUCGCCAUGGCUCUCCUGCAGCGCAUCCUCCUUCAGAGACUUGUUCCAGACAGCGGCGUGCCCAUCAUCGUCAAAACGCUCAACAAGCUCCUCACCCCACCCACCAGGAGCGACGUAGAUGUUCAGCUCAAGAUCCUCCAGAUCGCAUCAGCGCUCCUCUCAUCUUACCCAAAUCUGCACAAUGCCGACCUCUCGAAUACGCUCAUGCUCGGAUUCAAGCUUCAUGAGGGAAGCAAGGUCGCCGUCGUCAGUUCCACGGCAGCCGCAACCCUGCGGCAGAGCGUCAUGGCUGUAUUCGACAAGGUCAAGGACGAAGACGCCGUGCUCGACGGCAUCAAAGGAGGCGGAGAAGACGCUGCGGCUCUAGCACCCGUCGCGGCCAUGUCGCUCGAUCUUCCCCAAGGGGCCGUCACCCUCUUUCCAUCAUCACGCGAUGCUUAUCUUGUCUUCUCAGACCUCUGCUCUCUCGCCAAUGCCGAACCCGCUACCUUUUUGUCGCUCGACUCGCUAUCCAAAACCUUUUCACUCGAGCUCGUCGAAAGUGUUCUCUCCAAUCAUCAGCGCCUCUUCGCCUCUGCAGGCUCGGCAAAUCGACAAUCCAUUUCUCAUCCGGAGCUUCUCUAUCUUCUUCGCUCCAAGGUCUGCCCUCUCCUCAUCAAGAGUCUCAGCGAGCCCCCUGCUUUCCCCAUUCACCUUCGGCUUAUGCGUCUCCUCUUCCUCUUGCUGCGUCAAUUCAGUUCCGAUCUCGUUCUUGAAGUUGAGAUCCUCCUUUCCAUUCUUCUUCGCACCAUCAACCCUUCAGCACAGGAACUCGCAGCGCACGGUGGCUCUCCAUCUCUACUCUGGCAGCAGGUGCUGGCUCUCGAAGUGCUUCGCAGUCUAUGUUCUGACGACGUAUUUCUUCGCAACUUGUGGCUCUGGUAUGACUCCGGUAGCACCGAUACUAGCGCAAGCGAGCCUACCAAAGCCACCAUACCAGUCUUUUCCAAGCUCGUCGAAACACUUCAAAACGUCCUCGUGCAAGGCGAGAUCAUGUUCGCUCAAGAGCCAUCCAUGCACAACACAACCGAUGACUCUCAAGUCCCUCACAGUCCACGCAAAAGUCGCGUGCGGCCUUCCACGGACCGCAGUUUCUCAGGUCUCUACGAGGCUGCAGCUGGCGUUGCUAGCGCUGCAAUGUCCGGAAUGAUUGGCUCCUCUGCCAACACUGGAACCGAAACCCUUUCCUCUACAAGCUCGCCUUCCAUCCAGAUUAUCGAUCAACUCGAUAAGACGGAAGCUCCCGUAGUUGCGUCGCCAGCCCUACCCAAAACCUACCCACAGCUCCUGGCGCUCCAGUCUUGCCACCUCCUCACCCAGUCCAUGGCACUGUACGCCCUUCCUCUGUACUCCAGGUUCGUCAACGCUCGCAACAAGCAAUCUGCGCCAGCUCCACCAGCCAUGCAAGACGCCGACAUUGCUGCUCUCACCAAUCCAGCAGAGCGUGAUGGCCUUCGUCUCACAAAGGCCAUGCUGAGGUCUUCGGCACUUCCGCUGAGCCAGGUCCUCGCCCAACAUUUGCGCAUCAAGUGCAACGAUUCCAUCUUUGAAGAAACGCUCUUGGCGCUAAGAAACCUCACCAAUGUCACUGGCGCCCUUGACUUGGUACAGGAGCGUGAUGUGGUUAUCACCAGAUUCAUCACGCUGGCUGUCCCUGGCUGGGAUGCGGGCGCUCCGUCUGUUAUGCUGCACUCAACAAGUGAUACAACAUUAUCCACUCGUAACUUGGCAUGUCUCAAGGCGUACGUUCAGGUUGCGUACUAUCUCUCUGGCGCACUCGGUCCUUUCUGGCAUCCUGUUCUCAGCGGUCUUUGCACCGCUCAAGCUUCGCUCGUCUCGCUGAGUACAUCGACUGGAUCAAAAGAUGAGACUGGCAAGGACGAAGAUGCCGAUACCAGCCGCAACGGCCGCGCCACACUCUCGACCUUGACGCAUGCCUCAAUGGUGUCGCUCGACACGCGAUCAGGCCGAAGUCAGCUUCAGCUGCUCAACGUUGCGGAUCUGCAGCCCAGUCGCUUGCAAGCACAUAUCCAAAACGUAUUCGAGAACACCGCGUCGCUCGAUGAUAGCGCAUUUGUACAUUUUAUCUCGUCACUCUGCCGUCUCAGUGGCGAAAUGCUGCUGGCCGCACAGAUGAUUCCGAGAUCAGCAGCAGCCAGCAACAGCGGACCCGCCUCUCCAAGAGCGUCCGAAAUCAAAGGUCGUCCGUCCAGCAGCAGAGACGAGGCUGCAACAGCAUUCUAUCCGAUCUCCUGCCUUGAUCUGGUCGCAUCGUUGAACACCACGCGGCUCUGUCGACUCCCGGCAGACCAAGGAUGGCAAGCGGUCACUACUAACCUCAUCGAGGCACUUUCCAGUCCCCGGCUUCCCCCAAACUGGCGUGCACAAGCUUCGCAAGCUUUGAACAAGAUCGCUUUUGGCACCAUGUCUGAGGCGGCAGAAAACCCAGAUCAUCACGAAAAAUUGCGAUUGCAGAAACAGGCUUUGCAAAUUCUUUCCAAUGCCGGCAUCCUCGAUGGACGCAGGGCAGCGCCUGUCGAUGUGGAGCUCCGAACCUCGUCCGUCGAGCAUCUGAACAAGAUCCUUGAGACAUUCGGACAUUCGCUUGGCUGCGGAUGGGAAACCAUCUUUGACAUUUGCUCCGCCACUUGCAAAGAGGACAAGAGGAAUGCAGACACCGUCUUAGGGUCCUCUGCCCUGGUUCAGAAGGUCCAAUUGACUCUAGUCAAGGCUGGCUUUUCGUGUCUGCAGCUGGUCUGCUCUGACUUCUUGUCAGCGUUGGAUGCCGAGCAGAUAGGGAGGUGCUGCGGCUGCCUCAACGAUUUCGGAAGUCAGGAUCUCGAUGUCAACGUGGCGCUCACCGCUAACGGAUGCCUAUGGGGCGUCACAGCAGAGAUGGCCGCUCGAGCCAAAACCAAGUCGACAGACCCCAAUGCAGCCUACGUCGACACGGAGACGCAACCACUUUGGCUGUUACUCCUCCAAUGCCUCUUGUCCAUCUCUCAGAGUCCACGUGCAGAAGUGCGAAACGGCGCUAUCUCAAACCUCUUCCGAGUGCUUCAACACUACGGCGACAUGCUCACUCCCGCAGCGUGGCAGGAGAUUGUCGAUACUAUUAUUUUCCCGUUGAUCAAAGUGUUGAGCGCAUCAAUUAAAGAUCUCGAAAGCGGAGGCGGAGGCGAAGGUGGCAAAGCAGAAGAAGACCGAAAGGCACAACUGAUGGGCAUACUUCCAAGCGAGCUCAAGCAAUGGCAGGAAUCUGAAAGCCUAGCUUUUACCCAAUUUGGCGAGGUGGUACGAGCGUACUUGCCAACCAAGCUGAUUCACAGCAGCGCGUUCGAGGAAACAUGGUCAAGAUUGCUUGAUCUGACCACGGCGACGUUCCUCAGCGGUCCAGCCGAUCUCUCGCAGGCGGCUAUGAAGUGUUUCACUUUCUCAGUGUCAACCAACGUAGAUAGUGAAGUGCUGCCAGACGAACCGGCACGUGCCAGGGCACAGAUGGCCUGGCGAACGGCCUGGAAGAGCUGGAUCGCUAUCGGUGAGCACGUCCGUCGAGCGACAUCAAGACGGCCCGAGACACGAGAACUCAAGGCGGACAAGUGCACUGAAGGCGAAGCGGUGAACACUUUCCGUUUCACGCAAGCGAACCUUCUGGCAUAUAUUCAAGCGUUUCCGCCCAUACACCGCGUUCUGCAGGCCGACUUCGAUCAGGCAAAUGUUGAAGCGCUGCUCACAAGUCUCAAGGCUUGCGUCUCCUACCCUCACAGUCCCGAUAACAUGUCGGAUCGAGCGAGUCUAACCAACGUUCAGGUGGCAGCUCGCGCCACAGCCAGAUCUGUUGCGAAUGUCAAGGGUGUCCCCGCGCUCAUUUUAUCUGACCUAUCAGAGUGCAUCUGCCUGGCUUUCUCGAAUACGGAGCUAGAUGCAAGCAAGGACAAGAAAGCUCCUACCUUUAUUGCAUUGUCACGUGCGAGCAUCGAAGAGGCUUACAGCGUCUUUGUCAAGCACGAGGACGAUAUCAGCAUAUACGAGGGCGGCGCUUUCGAAAGCCUUCUGGCUGCGCUCAUUGUACCGAUCAAACUCAAGUACGAGUGUCAGGACAGCCCGGUCGCUAGUUGCAAUUCGGAACGCAAGGCCGAUGCUCGCCCUGUUUGGCAGCUCGCCACUCUGACAUUAUGUCGGAUCCUGUCACUAUGCUGCCCCAAGCUUCAGAAAAGGACGGAAGACGGCCGUCUCAGUCUAGAGACUGUCGAGAUACUGUGGACUAAGAUUAUCGAUGCCAUCCAAGCCGCAGUGCUUGCAGACUCGUCGCUCGCCAGCACACUGCCUAAACACGUCAAGGAUGCUGACGAGCUGUUCGGCCUCUUCGUGCUCAGUUCCAUCGAGAAACACGUGCUUCCGUACUUAGGAGGGAGCGAGGUUCCGGAUCACCUCAUCGAGCGUGUUGGGCAUACGUUGGUGCUCGGUUCCACACUAUACACAUUUGAGACGCAAACGAGCUCAUACAGCGAAAGCGGGCGAGUGGAUGACCCUAGCGAAACGACCAACGAACGUUACGCAUACUGGUGCUUCGACUUGCUCUUUCUCGGAUGCUCUGGUCACUUUGGCAAAGGUUCACGCAGCGCUUCACAAGACACGGAUGCUCGUCGCAGAGUGGCCGUGAUUCUGCUUCGACAUCUGACGUCUCGUUGCGAAGAAACGCUGGUAUCGUUUGCGCGCGACCUUGAAAUUCGAGGCAUGGUCCCAAUGCAAAGAAUCCGCCAGGAAGAGCUUAAUUAUGUUCUGAACAGGUAUGUCGAGCUGCGUCUUUAUCCGGCAACAUAUACCGGGUCGGCAACCAAACAGCUGGUCCCUCGCUCGUCCCAAGGCUGGCACGCAUCGGAACGCGCACAUCUUUUCGCUGCCUAUCGUCAUUUCUUGCUGCUUGUAUCGUCGGCCAAGUCAACUGCUGGCACCUCGACGAGUACUGCGAGUAUCGGCACGUCGCUACCACCCAUUGUUCCAGCUGACAGCGCAGAAAUGUCCAAGACGUUCAGCGACUUGGGGCUCGAGCUCGGCAUUAUUGGUGUCACCCGUGACGUGCUAGCCGCUAGCGAACGGGAUGCGCGGUAUGAUGCUUCUGUGAAAGAGGCAAAUGCAGGAGAGCUAGCUCUUAAGGCCAUGGCGUUGGUGGGCGAUGAGCUUGAGAUUCCCUUGCUUCGGAUGUGA
Molecule: messenger RNA, 5469 nt
Organism: Mycosarcoma maydis (corn smut)
Lineage: Eukaryota; Fungi; Basidiomycota; Ustilaginomycetes; Ustilaginales
Exons: 1
Coding region: 1-5469 (1822 amino acids)
Source: RefSeq, a predicted model, not a curated record